This is a messenger RNA of Sycon ciliatum, 9132 nucleotides long. RefSeq lists its product as uncharacterized. Gene Ontology annotation, molecular function: protein binding. The transcript is spliced from 12 exons. The record is from RefSeq and is a predicted model, not a curated record. Bases 651 to 8360 code for a protein of 2569 amino acids. NCBI's taxonomy places the organism in Eukaryota, Metazoa, Porifera, Calcarea, Leucosolenida, Sycettidae.
CUGGGUUUACAAACCUCUUGCUCAUAGUCAUACUCAUCAUAGUCAUACUCCUGCCCCGCGUCGGGGAAGCGUUAUGAAUGUAGCGAACAAGCUACGUUAGGCUUAGCAAAGAGAGUACAACACGGAAGAAGUCAGUGGAUCGGAACUGAGUCUGAAGUCAGACCAAGGCCGGUCAAGAAAGACAUUGAAGUGAAAAGGACCAAACAGACGAAGUCUCCAUGCUCUGUGCUGACUGUACUGUAGUCUGCGUUUAGUCUGGUGUUCGGUAUACCAUGGUAUAAGCUGCACAACCAAGUCUGCUGAUGAUCAGCGCGCAGCUAGCGCUUGAUGGUGAUGUUGUUUAUGCUACGAAGUGUAGUGACCAGCGCAGUUGUUACCUGCUGAGUCUCACUGAGCGGACUGGACGUAAGUUAGUUAUGAUUGAUUGGAAGGCACGAUACUAGUAAUACUACUGACUAGUUGUAGUGGAGCCGCAACCCGUUCUCAAGCAACACCCAAGCCCAAGUUCAGGAUGAUGCCGCCUCAACCUCAACUGCUAUUAUUGUAGUACUAGUGCCAGGAGACAUGGUACCAGUAGAGAGUUGCUUGCAACUAUUACUUUCUGCACGAAAACGAAUGCGAAGAUGUGAUCGUGUGUUUGCAGCAUAGAAAUGGAGUUGCUACCACAAGCAAGUAUUGGUAUCAGACAGAACUUACCUGAGGGCGAGCGGCGCUGGACCAAAGCGCUGUCACCGCUGUUUCUAACGACAAGUCUUGAUUUCUGCCUUGGUACGUCUAUUGCCAUCCUGGCGAUUCUGCUCUUAACGACUGCUGCUGUGGAAGACGAAGCACGAACGGGGGACAUUUCUUUGAAAGUGCCGCUCAGUCAUCGCCCUUACGUCCACGAGACUCGUGUGGGCGAGAAACUAGCGCAUGCGGGGAGCAGGUUGUUCCGAAGGUGGGUACUGAAUCCGUUUAAGUCAAUGCAGUCCGGAGCGUUAUGCACUGAAGCUGAAGUAUUGAAGCGAGGGCUUAAACUGAAUGAGGUAUUUCUGGAAAGGCAGCAGCUACACGUACGCACUGGGCUUCAGUGCCACCAGGACAUGGUCCGGAUUGCUAAAAAGUUCCUGAGUCUUGUCGAAAUAUUUCGAUGUGGCGACGAACACGAUAGCAGUGCGGCUAAGCACAGCGACACAGAAAUGCUGCUUGACUGCAUGCAUAGGAGAUGGCACGUCAUUGUGCAACAACACGAAUCCCCAUGUCAUCAUCACACAACACCCGGAGCAGCACCAAUGAAGGUUUCGCCAGUAUGUACACCGUCGUACGCAAACAUGCCCAUGCGCAGGUGUGAAUUCGUUGCACUACAGCUUGGUAUAACGUACAGAGAAAUGCCAGUAUGGUCGGAUACCCGCCACAUACGUUGGAUAAGCAGAACACGUGCCAUCUGGAAUAGAGAACAUUCUGUCGUAGUAACACACGGAUACGAAAUUCAACAGCUGGCGUGCAGCGUAGCCGGCGGCCCUUCUUUGAAGCGAACCAUCUGCAUUCGCUCACAUCUUGCUGGACCUGCCGAAGACUACAGGUGUAGAGCGUUACGUUGGUCGCUAACGUAUCUGGUAAGAAGCGCAUGCCUUCGCCACACACUUGCAAAAUCUGAAAUGGACCGUAUGGGGGUGAUCUCAAACUGUGUUUCUAAGAUGUCAAACCAGCAAAUACGCCGCUCCAAGAAGGCAUUGCUGUCAGCUAUUGGAAAACCUGUGAAAGGUUGCCUGGUUUCCAGGCUUGGUACUAAUGACACGAAACGGGACGUUGCUGGACCAUUCUCCGCCAGUGGUGUCUCAAGUUGGAUAGCAUCAGUACGUGGUUACCAGUUGCGUCGCAAUGCCCUUGAAAUAAAUCGUACCAUGUGUCAAUGCUCGGAACUCGUUUCCGCAUUGGUGUACUGCAAAGAGUAUGCUUCUGCAUGGCAUGAUGCAGGCGAAGUCUCACUCCCGACAUGUGAGCCGAAUCAGAAUUGGUGUGUACUAGAAUUUGGCCUAGCAGUUGAAGAGCUUGAAAUGUUCAAUGCGGGCGCCGGCAACACACCCCUGAAAGAAACAGUGACGUGUCAUCGUCUUUCUCUGUGCGUUUCCACCCUGGAUAGCUCAGCUCCUCAUCCAUUAAAACCGGAUAUGAUUCAUGAAACUCGUGAAUCAGGAAGAGGGCACAAUGUCCCGACAUUUGCCACAUCAAAUCAAGCCACUACAUCAGGUCACCGAAUACUUUGCUGCCUUCUUGCCGAAAUAUUUGUUCAGACGUUUCUGAUAGUUCUGAUAGUUCUGAUAGUUUGUGGAUUAGCUGUUGUUCGGCAUGGGCCAGGUGUGCCUGCCGUUCCUGUGAAGGUGGUUGAAAACCAUUGCUUUCCGAUGCCAUCUUCAAGAUCAGCGGUCAGCGGUAUUCCUCGCUAUGAUGUCAAUGAGAAAGAGAGUAUUCUGCGACCCCGCCAGCUUGAAGAACUGGGGUAUACGUGUCGUGGUGACAGGAAGGAUCACCAAUCUACCGCAAGUGCUGAGCCAAUCCCUACAGCCGGCACAAAUGGCUCGUCAACUGACAAGAAGUUGGAUGCUGAACGUAAUCAAACAGCGCGUUCUAGCGUUCAAGAUGAAUCAUCCAAAAACCUGGUCCGAAAGCGACGGCUUUUGUUCAAUGCACUAUCAAUGUCCAUUGUUAACCAACUCAGUGAUGCCAAGUCAUGCCUAACGGCUGUCCUUAACGAACUGGUGAAUCUGACAAAUGAACAGGAACGUUUGCGAUCUUACCGGCCACAAGAGGAUGCUGAAGUUCUGAGCAUGCCAUCACUUGCCAUCGUGCUGAUGAGCAUAGCUAAAGACCUGAGCCUUGCGGCGCAGAGUAAUGCCACUGUUGGAAAUCGUGAUGUGGUGCAAGAAGCUGCCUGCACCACUGGCGUUACGUCUGAGCUAAUGCAGACUAGCGACAUGUCCUCGCUGGAUGCAGUGCUCAAGGGCGUUGGGCGGCAGUUCAACGCCAAAUACCAGGAUGUCAUCAAGUGCUUGUAUCAGCUCGGUUUGGCACACAUGCGCGUCUCGCUGUCCAAGGCAUCGCACAGCGGCCAGGCCAGCUCGGAAGAAGUGCACUUGCACUCUAAGAAGGCAUGCGAGUACAUGCGUCACAUCGUGAGUGCAACGCGUGGCGACAGUGCGCUCUACUACUCGGCUCGGCUGACCAUUGCACAGUGCGAGACCAUACUGCAACGCUACGCUGACUCUCUGCAGUCCUACGAAGACAUCCUGGCGGAACUGAGCAGCGAUAACAGCUCUGAUGCUAUGUUCUACACGUGCGAAACACAUCUCGGCCGAGGCGAGAUCAAGCUACGCACACGUGAUCCACAAAAGGCUUUGAGCAUCUUCCAGAAGGCAUUCGACGUUGGUAAAGAGCUGAGAGUCGAGAGAGACCGGGACAACAUCAUGAUGAAGGCGCUGAACAAGAUUGCCGCUUGUUACCGUGAUCUAAACAAGAUGGACUUGUCCGUAAGAAGCUACACGGAAGCACUUGAGUACGCCGAGAGUAUCAUGCAUGAGGUAGGCAUCAGCACGGUUGCCGGUGCGUUGGGUUCAAUCUACGAAAGUAUGGGCAAUCCCAGCAAGGCCAGUGUGUACUUCAGCAAGCAGUAUGAGUCAGCCGUGAGGACCAGUGACUACUCCAUGAUCAGUCUGGCAGCUGGCAACCUGGGCAAUGCACUCGUGCAGCAGAAUGAUCUCAGUGACCUGCCCAAGGCUAAGGACCUGCUGAACAUUGCCCUCACCAGAGCAGAGCAAGUGGGAAACAUGAGUGAGGUAGGCCGGGCAACAUGCAGCAUUGGUAACAUGUUGUACGUCGAGAAGAACUAUGCCGAGGCGCUGAAGAUGUUCCGCAAAGCUUGCCAGCUCUCCAUUGAGUACAUGGACCGUGUUGGUCAACAGCGUGCGUGCAGCAACAUUGGCAAUGUGUACAUGGCUCUGGAGCAGCCCUCGCUGGCGCGCGACUGGUACGAACUUGCUAGAAACCUCAGUCCUCAGGUGGCAGAUGCGUCAACGGAAGCCAACACGUCGUACAACGUUGGCUGCUGCUACUUGUCAUUGCAUCUGAAUGAGCCUGGCAGCGAGGCUGGUCAGCGCUAUCUACUGCAAGCAGAGGAGAACUUCCACAAUGCCGUUAGCCUGUAUGAGGAUAUGCUUGCCUGUAUUGGAAGUAGCUCCUACAGUGAUCUCCUGAAGCUGUCACUGUUCCAGGGCUACGCCAGAGCGUUCCGCCAGCUGCAGUUCAUCUACUGUACACGUGGCCAGCACGAAGUGGCGCUGGAGAUGGCCGAGCGCAGUCAUGGCAUGACCUUCCCCGACAUGUCCAUGCAUCAGCUGGACAAUCAGACGGAGACGGCGCAGGCGAUCCCGACACCGCUCUCCUCAGCUGAGAUCAGCAUGCACGCCCAGCAGCAGACCUCCACCGUGCUCAUCUACUCCGUGUGCCACGAUCAGCUGCAGACCUGGGUGGUUGACCCGCGCACCGGGCAAAUCACGUUCCGCUGCAAAGUGGUUAACCCAACACAACAAUUGAUCAGCAGCUCCACUGCUACAGACAAGAUACUACACGCGCAGGUCAGCGAUGCCAUGGACAGUGUCAGCAGCUUGAACGACAUCGACAGUAGCUACACAAAUGACAUCGGAGUCUCCAUCGGUUUGGGUCGUCUCUUCGACGUACUGGUUGGUCAUGUCAAUGAUCUUCUGCCAAAGCCAUUCAUCGGCGAGGAGCUUGUCAUCGUGCCCUGCAGUGCACUGGCGGGAGCGUCGUUUGCAGCACUCUUUGACACCAAGUCUGGCCUCUACUUGUCUCAGAUGUAUGCGGUGCGAAUUCUACCCACGUGCCGAAUGCUUGGCAAGCCUGCAGAGCUUCCUAUCAAGAGGGUCUUCCAGCCAGAUGGGACUGCAAACGAGCUAGAGGACACCCGGCAGUUUGACGUGCUGGCAGUGGGCAAUCCUGACAUACCUGAGUUGGAGGUCGGCGGCAAGAAAUGGACACCGCCGAAGCUUCCGUAUGCACACCGGGAGGCCGUCAAUGUUGCGCAGCACUUUGGCUGUAAGCCGCUGCUCGCUGAAGAUGCACACAAGGAUGCUGUACUUGCAGAGCUGCCGCAUGCCAGACUGGUGCACUUUGCAACACACGGUCUCGACAGUGAGAGUUGCUUGCUGGUGUCGCAGUCCCAGAGCAGUACUGCCACCAGUGGAGAUGAACUGCUGCGCGACUGUUCUAUCACUGCAGCUGACUUGGAAACCAUACAGAUGAAGGCUGACCUGGUUGUGCUGAGUUCAUGCCAUAGCAGCAGCAGUAGUAACAUGGAGGGACUGAUGGGUCUCGGACGGGCCUUCUUGCUCGCCGGUGCACAGGCAGUAAUAGUAGGUCUCUGGGACAUCCCCGACGAAGCCACGGAGCUGCUGAUGAGGUGCUUCUACAACUUGGCCCGGCAGAAAGGCUGGACCAGCAGCUCGGCUAUGCAACACGCUAUGCACCAGGUGCGCUGCUUCGACCGCUUUGCGCUACCACGCUAUUGGGCUGGUUUUGAGAUAAUGGGAAGACAGGUAAUACUCAACUUUGAGCGCCCGCUCAAGGAUUACAACACGUACUGGGAUGCUGUGGUGCCACGGAGUCUGACACAGCAGCAGGCUUUGCCGUGCCUGCAUCUGAACAUCUUCAACGACGUCAUCCAGUGGCUGCACUCACCAACAUCUUCAACUGGAAUGUUGAUCAAUGGACCUGCGGCUACGGGCAAGACUGUGCUGGCCACUCAGAUUGCCAAGUACUUCACGUAUGCCUUUGUCGAGAGCCAUGUUGUUUGGCUGGACUUCAGCAAUGCAGCUAGCCUUCGUCAAUCUGCUCAGCUGGCGCUAAAACAAUGGCAUGAAGUCAACUCACUGCCAAGCAGUACUGCUGCUUCUGCUCCAUAUGCAUUUGCUAUGGCGACUGGUAGUGGAGGUGGUGGCAGUGAUGACAGCUCUUCCAAAAACAGUCUGGCACAGCUUCUGCAAGCAAUGGGCCAGUCUUCCUUUGCUUAUCUGCUUAUACUCGACGGUCUAGAUGAACUGAGCCUACUGCAGUGCUCAACAGAGGUCAUGAGCUUUAUCAGCAACAGUGUUGUGGGUGCUCUCCCUCCACGCUUGCUUGCAACAUCGAGAUCACCUCUGCUGAUUGACAUGGGUGACCUGUGUGAUUUCCAUCAAGUCACCACAUCACUCCUGUCCAGUGAAGACAGCCUGCUGGCAAUGCUACAGCUGACCGCAGAGGCCAAUCCAUCGCCCAUGCUAAAUGAAUGUGAUGCAUACCAUCUAUCUGAGCUGUGCCAGAAGUACCUAUCUGGCGGUUACCCGUUAAUGGCCGACCAGCUAGCAGACCGUGUCGGCCUGUAUCCCAGCUGUUCAUUCACUACUCUCAAACAGAGCUUGGACAAAGCUGCUGGUGCUGCUGCUGCUGCUGCUGUCACAAGCAAGGAGGAGGGCAUUGGUCAUCGCAACAGUGGACUAGCAGCCCUGCAGGAUAUCUUUGCUGAGAACUCACCUGUGCCCAGGGUUAGUGUGUAUCGUGGACUGGACCCAGAUCAUCUUAGGCAGGUCAACAUGCCAGAAAUAGACGACGGAUCAGACUCUGGCCUGUCCAGUACUGCUCCUGGCGAGCCAAGCUUCUCACUUACGUAUCUUUUAUCAACUAAAGCAAAUACUGGCCAAGAUGCUGGCUAUGAUGUUGAUGAGUAUGCCGGUAGUGACGUCGACACGGAUGUGGAUGUGGGAGACCUUCUCCGCUGCUUGAUUCACGCCACUUGUCCGGUGCGCCUGCCUUUGCUGUUCAUAGCCAGACAGGCUUCCAAACUGGUUUACAACAACCCUGAUGCCAUAUUCAAAGUAUCUGAGGCCGGUGGUGCAGUUGGCCACGGAGCAGCCUUGGACAACGCGGACAGCAUGGAGCUAUUGCUGGAUGCUGGACAGGAGGUGGGAUGCAUCGACGAACCCGACUGCGCGUUUCCAUCAGUCACACAGAAGUUAGCUCAGCUCGAUCGUCACGGCUUCAACAAGGGUGCAGACGCCAUGUCUAGCACAGCGUACAACAGGAAUACGAGCAUGGAUCAAGAGUACUUGACACUGGAUGGACUGCAUGGCUGGCUGUCCUUGCUGGACGUGAUCGGAAUCGAUCGAGUGGAACCCACGGACACUGUAGACGAGCCUAUUCCAGAGUCUAAACUCGCUUGGCACAAGCAGAAUGUGUCCUACUCGUAUGCAACCAUCCAUGCCCUUGAAGCAAUGCAUGUAGCCGAGGAAGAGGUGAAGCGGCGGAUGACGGAGUGUGCCAAGGCCAUCACUGAUUUCCUGAAUGACCGGCUCACAUGUAGCUUUGAGCUGACCACGGUUGAAACAAUGAUCGAAGCAGGUCUACACAUCGGCAGGCAGGUCCUUCGAAAAGGUCUGGAAUUUGAUCGUGAUUCAGCAGACGUCAUCAGAGCAAUGCUGAACAGCUCACUGAUAGCACUGCUUGGUAUCGACGAACAUGAAGGACGCUUCAUUGAGUGCUUGGAGGUGCAGACAAUGGUCAACGAACACUUCAGCAGCUGCGUUGUGUAUCCGACUCUGGCAGUGACAGCGAAUACAAAAGCAGAGUCCGCGAACCGCAAGUCCGAGGCACUAAUACCCCUUGCUGAACAGGAGUCCAUGGAUCGGUUACUACACAGCAUGUUUGUCAUCAACAAGUGGCCCGGGGAUAUGACCGACUUGAAGCCGGGUAGCAUGCGCUUUGCAGCCGACCAUCAUCUGGUCGUGGUUUCAUCGCCGAUGUCCGGUCCUGGAAAAUACACGCUGGAUGAGUUCGGAGCUGACACGGAGCACUUUUCCGUAGCUACUGGAGUGCAGAGAGCACCAUUCACAGGAUUUGAGGUGCUGUCUGAUGCUGGUGAAGGAAGAGAGAAGGGUCACGUCUGGAUGGAGGAAGUAUUUCGCUUGCUAUAUGGCUUGAUCUGCUUGCAUGGCAAGUCAAGUCCUGUGUGCCGGGGGAUGUGGAGCAUUGAUGAAAGUGGCAUAGUGCAACAGGGACGAGCAUUGUCAAUUCUUGUCAUUGACUGCGGUGCUAUGCAAGCUAAGGCACUUCCGAAAGCAAGAGUUGCUGGCGAGGAGAAGGAGAUCACUGAAGAUGUACGCAAUCUCGGGAGUUUAAUGGUACGGCAGCUUCAGACACAUGUGGCGUCCUCGCUCAAGCUGCAGAGUUUUGUCAAGCGCUGCAACGGCUUUGAGAGCGGAAGCGUUGCUGCUCUUUGGGAGCUGAGCCGUGGAUUCACUGAGUGGACACUUCCCUGUGGACCGACUGCUGUCUGAUUUGUUUCCUGCUUGGUAGGUAGUGUCACCGCUGUACGCUGUUCUUGCAUAACCUAAAGUUUGCCUUGAGAUGUGUGUGUGUCGGUUUAGCUAUGCUGACACACACAUACACACGCACGCGCGCGCACACACACAAACACACACAAAAACACCACACACAAACACACAACACACACACAUGCACACACACCAUGUUGGCUUUUUAUAGCAUUUGCGUUUCUCCUUGAAUUUCAACUGUGUGAGAUAUUGGCUUUUUAUAGCAUUUGCGUUUCUCCUUGAAUUUCAACUGUGUGAGAUAUUUAAUUGUUCCUUGAAAAUAGGUGAGGUGAGAAAUCUCCCGUUUGCACUAAGCAAGCCCAUGCUCCAUUCAUAGCUUAACGCCGAGUGCUUUUCACUAUCUUGGCAUGUGUAGUUGUAGUAGUACCUUUACCUGUUCACCUGGCUGCAGAGUGCCAUAUUGCAGCUCAGUGGCUGGGCAUUGCUUUCCAGUCCAUUGUGAGCGGAGGCUUGAGAUAUUCUCUCUUUAUGACACAACCUGCUCUGCAACUAGCCUUACUCUGACAGCUUCAUAUCGAUAAUUAAUGCAGUCUGGUUCAGCUCAUACUUAUCAUUAAGCUGGUGUGACGUGUCUUGCUGUCCUUUCAAUGGUUUAAUGAUCAAUUACUAAUUAUCUACUAGGGGGACUGAACAGAAAAAAAUAUUAUCUUAUUCGAAUACUUUACCACUUCUUUCACAUAAGUGUUGAUAGCAUACGGCGCCACUUCACCGAGAA